GCUGGGCCAGGCCCGGAGAUCAGCCGUCGGGGGGGUAGAGGGGGGCCCACCGUAUUCUUGCAGCGGCAGUAAGGGGAGAAUAUGGGAGGAAAGAACCAGGACAACCCCCGGAGAGUCAGAACAAACCUUGCCAUGCCCAGAUAUGGUCCAUCAAGCCCAUUUACAGGACACUUAAGCAUAAAAAGUAAUGCUUUUUGCACUGACUCCUCCUCUCUCAGACUAAGUACCCUCUACCUGAUCAAGAACCACAUGGCUGUUCACUAUAAUAAAAUCCUUUCAGCCAAAGCCGUUGUAGAUUGCUCAAUGCCAGUAAGCAUGACUUCCAGCAUUAAAUAUUCAGAUCAGCAACGAAGAGAGAAACUUAAGAAGGAAUUGGCACAGUGUGAAAAGGAUUUUAAAUUAGCUAGAAUCGCUACACAAACAAGUAACAGAUUUAGUUCCAGUCCAAUUUCAUCUAUAGGUCUAAAGCUUUCAGAGGAAUCACAAGACGGGGAUGAAGAAACUGAGGAAGAAAAUGAAUUUCCAUCUUUUUCAAAAUCGCUACCACCUGCAUCAGACAAACAAUUUACAGAUUUUUCUAAUCUUGAAAAAACUGUCAGAAAUGAAACUCGAAGGACCUAUAGUACUUCAGGUGUACCAAAUCCCCGAAGACAGUUAUCUGGACCCUCACAUAAUGCCUCUAGUGGUAGUGGUAAGAAUACCAAAAAUCCACGGAGGUUUCAAUUAUUUGCUUCAAAAGCACCUAGCGGAGAUCUCCUAGAGAAGCAUUCUACACACUUUACUAACAAGCAGCUGCCAUUCACUCCUCGCACUUUAAAAACAGAAGCAAAAUCUUUCCUUUCUCAAUAUCGAUAUUAUACACCAGCUAAAAGAAAAAAGAACACCCAGGAUCAAUUGAUUGAGGCAGAAACCCAGACUGACUUAAGCAGUUUUAAAACUCAUUUUGUGUCAGCUGAGUUGAACAAUAUCGAUUCAGAAGAAGUGAUCAUAAAUGAGUCCAAGACAUCCAGUUGUAAAACAUAUGGAAUGAAGGAAAAAAUUAUUCCUGCCCAGGACUUCAGGGAUAACUUAGCCUGGGAGAAGGUUAAAGAAGAUGUACUUCACUACCCAUUAUCAAGAACAUCCAUUCCAUGUUACCUGCAGCCUACUCCAGUGAAAAAAAUCCAGUCUGAAGAAGAAGAACUCCUAUAUCUGAGCUUCAUUGAAGAUGUAACAGAUGAAAUUCUGAAACUUGGCUUAUUUUCUAACAGGGUUUUAGAGAGAUUGUUUGAGCGUCACAUAGAACAAAAUAAACAUCAUUUGGAGGAGAAUAAAAUGCGCCACAUGCUUCAUGUCUUGAAGGUCGAUUUAGGCUGUACUCCUGAGGAAAAAUCUGAAAAACUAAAUGGUACCCUUAAUAUGUCAAAUUUAUUUGAUUUUGAAAAGCUUGGAACUCCAGAAGAAAUACAGUUAACAGAUGAAAAUGAAAUCACAGUGUCUCCAUCCAAAAGCGAAGAAAACCAAACAUCUCUGGAGUUACAUGAUAAAAUUGUGGAAGCAGAUUUGACCCCUCAGGAAAUGGUAUCCACAUCUUCAAGCAAUACUUCACAGGUCAGCACUAAAGAUAAGUCUUCAGAAGACAAUGUUAGUGGGCAGGUGAUUAGUGAAACAAAUCUUGAACCAUCAGCACAGUCUGAAGAACCAAGUGUUUCCUACACCACCUCAGACCCAGUAUCCCCUACAGAGUCUCUUGAAGGUGAUAAUGACCUUGAAAAAACAGAUUCUUUAAGUGUUUCAGGUAAAACACACUUGGAAGAGGGUGUUCAAAAUGCCAUUAAGGAAGAUAAUGAUCAUGACACAGAAGAACCGACUUCCCAACUCUCUGAAACAAUCAAUGAGCAAUAUCCCUUGGAUAACUGAUGUUAGUUAAUAAACACUCCAAAUGGCUAGUGAAUCAUUCUUUGUCUCACUGUCUCUUGUCAUCUUUUGAAACUGAUGAAAUUUUUCAUGCAGGAGAACAAAUCUUCAUAAAUAAUCUGGAUACCAAUGUGCUGCAGCAUUCCAAGUAAUUGGAGAACUGUUGUUUCAAAUAAAGAGGCAGCAUUGUCUCCUGGAAAGUGCCAUAGGUCUGGGACUCAAGAGAUCUAUAUUCUAAUUCCAGUUCUGCCACCAACUUCACUUUGUGGCCAAAAGCAAAUCACUUUCUUGGGCUCAAUUCUCUCAUCUAUCUAGUAGGAUCAUAAAACUUACCACACCUCAGUGUUGUUGCAAGGAAGGCUCAAAUGCCAUGACAAAUCUGAAAGUGUUUUUAAAACUUAAAGUGUUAAGUGAAUAUAAGUUAGUACUAUGUUGAUCUCGAUCACUGCAGUUAACUAAGGAUAAAUUUUUUUAAUGUAGAAAAUAAAAAUAUAAGUUUGAUCAGUUAUGUGGGUUUAUGAUAAGGAACUCCAUUUCUACACUUAGAAAAAAAUGAAAUUUUCUUUCCAUUAGGGAAAUAUUUUGCUUUAAAUACUAGAGUCAGUAAGCAAAUAAAGGGAAACCUCAUUUCAUACCGCUUAAUGUACAUAUAUUAAGCUGUGUAUAGAAUCCUUUAUGAGGCACGUGGGGAGAUAGGAAGUUCCACUAAGAUACUAUCCCCAAACUCAUUCUAGUUUUAUUUAUUCUGGUGGAGUUUGAUAAUAGGGGCAGCUAGGUGGCUUAAUGAAUGGAGUAUUAGACUGGGAGUUUGAAGGACCUGAGUUUGAAUCCUCAUUCAGAUACUAGUGUAACUCUGGGUAAGUCAUUUAACCUCCAUGAGCUGCAGUUUCCUCAUCUGUAAAAAUGGGGAUUAUAGUCACAUCUGCCUAAUGGGUUGGUAGUGAGGGCCAAAUGAUAAAAUGUAUAUAAAGUACUUUGAAAACUUUAAUGUGCUAUAUAAAUGUUAGCUAUUAUUAGUAUUACUACUUCCGCUACUUUUGAUAACAAAUACAGAGUUAAUGUGUAACCCAUAAAGUACUCUAUGUUAGUUGUUUUUAUUUGAGGAAUGAUGCAAACAUAUCUAUUAUGCAAAAUAUUACAUAGAUGUAUUGGAAAGGCACAGAAUGAAGGGCUUAGUGUAAGAGGUUAAAAAAGGAAGGGAGGAAAAAAAGCAGAGUAUCUGAGAAGGUUUCCUGGCAGAAAUAGUAUUUGUCUUGGGGUUUAAAGGAUAGGUAGAGAUUAAACAAGUGAGGAUGAAAGGGAAGAAGUGUAUUCCAGAUACAUGGAAGAAAGACACAAAGGCAGGAAAAUGCAGAUGGCAUGUUUGGAGAAAGAGAGUAGUACAGUUUGGUUGGAGUAUGGAGUACAUGGAAGAGAGUAAUAUAUAAGACAUGUUAGGAAGAGAGGAUGCUGCCUACCAAAGCAAAGGAACAUGAGUGCCAGACAGAGAAAUUAGAAAUGUCAUCAGUGGGGGAUAGGAAGCCACUAAUGGCUCUCGUGGAGAAGCAGCUAGAUGGUUCUGGGGCUAGAGCAGCACUAGGCCUGGAGUCAGGAAGAUGACCUCAGAAACUUAGUAGCCAUGUGAUUCUAAGCAAGUCAUUUGCCCUCUGUUUGCCUUGAUCCACUGGAGAAGGAAAUGGCAAGUCACUUAUCUUUGUCAAGAAAACCCCAAAUAGGAUCACAAACAGACAUUGACUGAAAUGACUGAACAACAACAAAAUCUAUGUAGAAAUAAAACAUUCUACAUAGACAAUUAUAAUUCAUCUCUCCUUAGUGAGAUUAGCAACAUCUCUAAAAUUCUGUUAUGCAAAUUAACUUAAGGUCAUAAUUACUAUACUAUACAUAUUAGCUUUUUGGCCUCCUAUCAGUUCCUAAAAAUUGUUGAUUCUUUUUUGAAGUAGAAAUUUAGUUUAGAGAGAAUAGGAAUAAAGAGGAUGAGAGGACAUAGACACUUAGAGAAGUUGUCUAGGAACAACUAUAUUUAUAGAAUGGGGCAUUUUGGUCCUCUCAAAACGUUUGUGGAAUUCAGCCAAAUGGCACUUAUCCCAUAUUAAUAGGGAUCUUCCAGUAUGCAUGAAGAGUGCAGGAUUUUAAAUGAAAAUCAAAUGGACAAAAUGAUCGAGUAUCACAAUCCUGGUUCUGGAGUCAGAAAAGUAAUUUCUCCCAGGAACUAUCAACAUUCACACCCCUUCCCUUGCUUCCCAUUUUUACAUUUCACUUAUUCUGCAUUUAUUUUCUAUUUAUUCCUAAUACAUUCAUAUCAUUUCCCCCAAAAUGAUCUAUAUCCUCCUUAAAAGCAGAAGACUCUUGAACAUAGUGCCUGGCACGUAGUAAAUGUUACACAAACACACACAUACAUGCAUUUAUACAUAGAUGUAUAUGUAUAAAAUGUAUAUUGUAACCUCUAUCAAGUCAGGUAUCAUGAUUCAUUUAUCUUUAUAUUCCUCCUGCAAUUUCUUUCACUUAGUGGAUAAAGCACUGGCCCUGGAUUCAGGAGGACUUGAGUUCAGAUCUGGCCUCAGACACUUGACACUUAUUAGCUGUGUGACCCUGGGCAAGUCACUUAACCCUCAUUGCCCUGAAAAAAAAAAAAGAUACUCUGAAAUUUCUUCCACUUAGAAGAAAAUUUGGUAUAGGUUGAAUUAAUGAAUUCAGAUACCUCCAGGCUCCUCCUAGAAAAGGAAAAGUAGGGCUAAACCCAGACACGACUAAAUAUAGUAAUAUCCAAAUAUCAGUUAAAAGAGCAUCCACCAAUCAGUAGAAAUCUAUUUAAGUAGCCAUGCACUCAAGAAACAUGUAUUUUGAAAGUAUCCAGUAAUGCAAGUCGCUAUAGUGUAAACAUGUUUAGUAUUAAGUGUGUUUUUAAUUAAAAUCUCUUUCCUCCCCACUGAAUCCUGUUAUCUAUGAUGAAAAGUGUUUUUAAAUAAGUAAAAGAACCUAUUUUAUGUAAUGUUAUUUUUACUUUGAUUUAUGUCAUCUUUAAUGUCCAAGUAAAAUCUUCAAGCACAGUUAUAAAAUAGUCUUUUCUCAGUAUAUUUGUCCACUCUAAAAAAUCCCAACUAAAACAAAUGUAUUUAUGAUUGUUAUUUAGAACAAUCAGUACAGACCUAUGGCAAAUACAGAUAUAAUCUCUUUUUUGAAAAUAAUCAAAAUAUUCUCUCUCUAAUCCAAAUACUCACAUGAAGUUAAUAUAGCAUAAUGAGUCCUUUUUACUACCUGCUCCAACACACUUUCCACACUUGCAGCACCCUCCACAAAAGUCCUCCUUGGACAGAUUUUCCCCAUGUUUAAAUAACCCCUGGCUCUCAAAGGUUUUGGCCAUAGAGUCCCAUCUUAUCAGUUGGUUCCAGAGAGUUUGCCGGCAGGUUAAUGCCUGUUGUCCAAAGGCCCAAGCUUGAUAAGAAAGACUCAUCAACAGAUCGGUCACGAAGGAUGAAUUCUUUAUUUGUGAAAAUUCAUUAACAGACAAAUACAAAAUGGCCUCUUGGCUGUAGAGCUUCCUUUGUGCUUCUACAGAAGGGGUGAAUAGCUGAUAAAGGAGGGAAGAAAGUGGUAAGAAUCACAUGUAAAUUUAGCUGUUGGUACUAUAAAUAAGAUCCCAGCCUAACAAUCAUUAGUUAAUAUACUGCCACAAAAGCUGAAGCAUAUCAGUAUUGAUAUGUUGUUGGUCAGUUUUUCAGUCACGUCCAACAUGACCCCAUUUAAGCUUUUCUUGGCAAGUACUGGAGUGGUUUGCCAUUUCUUUCACCUGCUCAUUUUAUGGAUGAGAAAAUUGAAAAUUGAAGCAAAUAGAGUUAAGUGACUUGCCCAGGGUCACCCAGCUAGUAAGUGUCUAAGGCUAGAUUUGAACUCAAGAAGAUGAGUCUUCCUGACUCCAGGCCAAGCACUCUAUUCACCGUGCCAUUUAGUCACCUUCAGUAUUGAUACACUUCACUAUAAAUGAAAUAAGACAUGAGGUUAAAGGUCGAGGGAAGUAUGACUCACAUGACCUCCUUGGAGAAGCAAAAAAAUUUAAAAAGUAAUUUUUAACAACUUAUCAAGUCUCUAUCGUGUUCAAGGCACAGUGAAAGGGAUGGGGGGAGGGAGAAUGCAAAGGUAGAACAGUCCCUUCCUUCAAGGACUUCAUGUUCCACCAGGGGGAAUCCAUGCUCACAAAUAAGUAAUUACAGGAUCUAGACAAACAAUACAGGGGCAGGGAAGCAAAACAACAAAUGGAUGAGUCAGGCAAGGCCUCAAGAUAGGAAUGAUAAAAGAGAGCACACAAGGAAUGUAAGCCUGGGUUAAAGGAACAGAGGCCAAUGUCAUGUAAUCAAUCUGGAAACAGGACUGGAGUCAGAUUGUGAAUGACUUAUGGAAGUUUUUAUUUAGCCUGAAGGUGAUAGGAACCACUGAAAUUUUUUUUUUUAAUUUUCAGACCUUUACUUUUUUUUUCCCAAUUACAAGUAAAGAUAGUUUUCAACAUUCACUUUCGUAAGAUUUUGAGUUCCAAAUUUUUCUCCCACCCUACCAA
Molecule: messenger RNA, 6445 nt
Organism: Dromiciops gliroides (monito del monte)
Lineage: Eukaryota; Metazoa; Chordata; Mammalia; Microbiotheria; Microbiotheriidae
Gene: SPATA7
Product: spermatogenesis associated 7
Exons: 12
Coding region: 82-1899 (605 amino acids)
Biological process (GO): protein localization to photoreceptor connecting cilium; protein localization to photoreceptor outer segment; photoreceptor cell maintenance
Cellular component (GO): ciliary basal body; rod photoreceptor outer segment; axoneme
Source: RefSeq, a predicted model, not a curated record